Corapipo altera (White-ruffed manakin) is the source of this 2196-nucleotide messenger RNA. RefSeq names its product solute carrier family 18 member B1 (gene SLC18B1). NCBI's taxonomy places the organism in Eukaryota, Metazoa, Chordata, Aves, Passeriformes, Pipridae. The transcript has 14 exons. Gene Ontology annotation, molecular function: transmembrane transporter activity. The record is from RefSeq and is a predicted model, not a curated record. Gene Ontology annotation, biological process: transmembrane transport. The coding region runs from base 65 to 1435 and encodes 456 amino acids.
CUGUCAGGCGGGGCGGCGGGAGGUGCCCCACGGUGUGGCUGCGGCAGGCGGGCGCUCCGUCCCCAUGGGCAGCCGGGCGGCGGACGGCGCGGGCAGCGAGCGGCCCCCAGAUGGUGAUGUGUCAGAAGCACUUGGUGAGGAAUCAAGAGGGUUUACCAGAGAACAGCUAUUUACGCUGGCUGCGACAGCUUCUAUAAACUUCAGUUCAAUGAUAUGCUACUCAAUCCUGGGACCCUUUUUCCCUUCAGAGGCAGAAAAAAAAGGUGCCAGUAACACCAUUGUUGGCCUGAUUUUUGGAUGUUUUGCUUUGUUCAAUUUCUUGUCUUCUUUAAUCUUGGGAAAUUAUCUAACACACAUUGGAGCAAAAUUCAUGUUUGUGGCAGGGAUAUUUGUUUCAGGAUGUGUGACCAUUCUGUUUGGAAUGCUGGACAAGGUGCCAAGUGGACCAAUGUUCAUUGGUUUUUGCUUUUUAGUAAGAGCAAUUGAUGCAAUAGGUUUUGCAGCAGCAAUGACAGCAUCGUUUUCAAUCCUUGCAAAGGCGUUUCCCACUAACAUAGCUACUGUCCUGGGCAGCCUUGAAAUUUUUUCAGGACUCGGACUGGUGCUGGGCCCACCUUUAGGUGGUUUUUUGUAUCAAUCAUUUGGUUAUGAGGUCCCUUUCAUUACUCUGGGAUGUAUAGUGUUGGUUUUUGUACCUAUGAAUAUGUGCAUACUACCAAAAUACGAUUCAAUCCCUAGCAAGGAAUCCUUUUGGAAGCUUAUACGUCUACCAAAAGUCUUAGUACUCUGUCUCACUAUAUUUUCUCUAAGUGCAUGUUUGGGCUUUUUGGAUCCCACAAUGUCUCUAUUUAUUCUACAGAAGUUCAAGCUCCCAUCUGGUUAUGUGGGCUUGGUGUUCCUUGGUUUGGCACUCUCAUACUCCUUGUCUUCUCCUCUCCUUGGACUUGUAAGCGACAAACUGCCAUACAUCAGGAAGUGGCUGCUGAUAGCUGGAGGCUUACUGACAGCACUGUCCUUCUUCAUGUUAGGACCUGCUCCAGUGUUGCACAUUGAAAGUCAGCUGUGGAUGUUUGUGCUAGUGCUGGUUUUGAUUGGCUUUUCCAUUGGCAUGAGUGCUAUUCCAGUGUUUCCAGAGAUACUGCAAUGUGCAUAUGAGAAUGGAUUUGAAGAAGGCCUUAGUCUGCUGGGACUGGUGUCUGGACUCUUCAAUGCCAUGUGGUCCCUUGGAGCAUUUGCAGGUCCCAUUCUGGGAGGAUUUCUAAAUGAAAAGCUGGGUUUUGAAUGGGCCGCAGCCAUCCAGGGAGGAUGGGCACUGUUAAGUGGCCUUGUUACUGGAAUAUUCUAUAUCAUUGAGGCAACAAGGAAAAGUUCCAGCCUGCAAAAUUCUCCUGGUAAUAAUGAAGAAAGAACUCAUCUCAUGGGCAGUGAAACAUAACCAGACACACUUUUAAUUCUCUGUUUACUAUUGUGGUUUAACCUAGUAUUGAGGUGACUGGACUUAAGAGUGCUUCAUUAUUCUGGAGCUGUGACAUGAUCCCUUACUGAACAACCAGUUGUGGUUUAUUUGUAGCUACAUUACUGUUUUGAAACACUAAACACUGACUGCCUUUCUUUUGGAAGUUCUCAUAAGUGAUGAAUAACCCUCAGCUGUCAGCCUGUUUAAUUGUGUUCCAUGUACAGUGCACUGCUGUAUGUGAAGAGACAUGUUUUCAAAUGUCUGAUUUCUAUACUUGUGUGUGCUGUGCAUUAUUCUUCGAUAAAGGUCCUAUUUUGCUACCAUGAUUUUCUGUACCUUUUUAAGGGAAGUUCAUUAUCUUGUAAUACUGUAACUGAUAACAUAAAACAUUGAGACAGAAUUUGAAAUUACAAAGCAUUACAAAGCACAAUAUUAUUUUCAAUAAAGCAACUUUUUUCCUAAGUUUUGUAAAUUUUCUUAGAAAACUAAAGUCCAAAAGACUUUUUGUCUACCAGUAUGUGUAUUAUCUUGAGAGUGCCUGAAGAUAGGAGGCAAAAGUAAUGAAGAGAAGAGUUGCCAUGUCUACACAGAACCAACUGAUCUUCAAUCCUGGAGGAGAUUUGGCAUCUUCUGUAUGUGUGUGUAUACACACAUGCACAGAUAUAUGUAUGUUUGUAUUAUAUAUGAAGACUCAGCUUGGUGUGUGUGAGAUUUAUAUUGCUAAUAAAUCCUACCUGGAA